UAGGUGUCCCCGUGCCAGUGCGCGGACCUCCUGAGCAGCGAGAAGCAGCGGGCGCCAUUUCAGGGAGCAGCUAGUGGCGGAGGUCUCGUUCGUGCCCGGGCUCGCAGCAGCCUCCGACGUCUGAGUUCCUCCCGGCCGCGGCCAAGCCCCGGAGCCGACGGAAUCAGACCGCCCCUCCGACCCGCCUCGGCAGGGACUCGCGCGCCCCGGCCUGUGUCCUCCUGCGCGCAGUGGACGCCGGAGCCGGGAGCCGCCGCCGGCCGGGCACCUGAGCAGGAGGAGCCGCCGCCCGAGCGCAGGUGUCCUGAAAAAUGGCUGAUGAUAUUGAUAUUGAAGCAAUGCUUGAAGCUCCUUACAAGAAGGAUGAGAACAAGUUGAGCAGUGCCAAUGGCCAUGAAGAACGCAGCAAAAAGCGAAAAAAGAGCAAGAGUCGGAGUCGGAGUCAUGACAGGAAGAGGAGCAGAAGUAAGGAACGCAAACGGAGUCGUGAUCAUGACAGGAAAAAAAGCAGAAGUCGGGAAAGGAAGCGCAGCCGAAGCAAAGAACGCAGACGUAGCCGUUCUAGAAGCAGAGAUCGCAGAUUUAGAGGCCGCUAUAGGAGCCCAUAUUCUGGUCCAAAAUUCAACAGUGCCAUCAGAGGGAAGAUUGGUCUGCCUCACAGCAUCAAAUUAAGCAGACGGCGCUCCAGAAGCAAAAGUCCAUUCAGAAAAGACAAGAGCCCUGUCAGAGAGCCAAUUGAUAAUCUAACCCCUGAAGAGAGAGAUGCUCGAACAGUAUUCUGUAUGCAACUAGCUGCAAGAAUUCGGCCAAGAGACUUGGAAGAAUUUUUCUCUACUGUAGGGAAGGUUCGUGAUGUGCGAAUGAUUUCUGAUAGAAAUUCCAGACGUUCUAAGGGAAUUGCUUACGUAGAAUUUGUUGAUGUUAGUUCAGUGCCCCUGGCAAUAGGACUAACUGGACAGAGAGUUCUGGGGGUACCAAUCAUAGUACAAGCAUCACAGGCCGAGAAAAACAGAGCAGCAGCAAUGGCCAAUAACCUACAAAAGGGCAGUGCUGGUCCUAUGCGACUCUAUGUAGGCUCAUUACACUUCAACAUAACAGAAGAUAUGCUUCGUGGAAUCUUUGAACCAUUUGGCCGAAUUGAAAGCAUUCAGCUGAUGAUGGAUAGUGAAACUGGACGCUCCAAAGGAUAUGGAUUUAUAACGUUCUCAGACUCGGAAUGUGCUAAAAAGGCCUUGGAACAACUGAAUGGAUUUGAGCUAGCUGGCAGGCCAAUGAAAGUUGGACAUGUAACUGAACGCACAGAUGCGUCCAGUGCCAGUUCAUUUUUGGAUAGUGAUGAGUUGGAAAGAACUGGAAUUGACUUGGGAACAACUGGUCGCCUACAGUUGAUGGCAAGACUUGCAGAAGGUACUGGUUUGCAAAUUCCUCCAGCUGCGCAACAAGCUCUGCAGAUGAGUGGCUCUUUAGCAUUUGGUGCUGUGGCAGAUUUACAAACACGACUUUCCCAGCAGAGUGAAGUUCUGGCUGCAGCUGCUUCUGUACAACCACUUGCAACACAGUGCUUCCAGCUCUCCAAUAUGUUUAACCCUCAAACUGAAGAGGAGGAUGGCUGGGAUACAGAAAUUAAGGAUGAUGUGAUUGAAGAAUGUAAUAAACAUGGAGGAGUUAUUCACAUCUAUGUAGACAAAAAUUCAGCACAGGGCAACGUAUAUGUGAAAUGCCCCUCAAUUGCUGCAGCGAUUGCAGCUGUCAAUGCAUUACAUGGAAGGUGGUUUGCAGGUAAAAUGAUUACAGCAGCAUAUGUACCUCUUCCAACAUACCACAGCCUUUUUCCUGAUUCCAUGACUGCGACCCAGUUACUGGUUCCUGUUCGACGAUGAAGAUGGAUUUAGUCAGUUUUGUACAUAGUGCUUUUUUCUUUUCUUUUCUUUUUUUCUUUUUGGAGAAAAAUACAGUUAUCUUUUAUUUAGAUAAAACUAAAGGAAAGGGUUUAGUGUCGUUUUGUCUACGCUUCCCGUUACCUUUAAAAAAAAUAAUAAAACGAAGUAAGCAGGAAUGCCGUGUGUUCAUUUUCCCUAACUAGCAUUUCCACUGUAUACAAAGCUGUUGACUUCAUGUUCUGCCUUGUAACUGUAAAUUUUCUGAGUUGAUCUGUAGGAAAUGAAAAGUAGCUCAUAGAAACACAUUUUUCUGGAAAAGGCAGAUAGGAAAUAAUGACAUUUUUUCAAGUUUCACAAGCCUUUAUUUUAAUGCAACAGUUACAUUUUACAUUUCAGUAAACGUAGGUGUUCUGCUAAAGGUUAAUAUCAGAGAUAGAAUUUAUGAAGGGACAUGUUUAGUGUUUUGUAUAAAUUGAAAACUCAGAAGGCUACUGAAAGCUGAUUUUGUUCAGCCACUCAGCUUGCUUUUAUGCUGAAUAAUUGAUAAGAGUAGGAUUCAAGGGGUUUGUUUUUUGAUGGUAACUUUUGAUUAAUGUAUCUGUAAGUUUCUUUGUAAAUACUGUGUGCAGUGUGUCUAAGGUUCCAAACAAAGCUAUUUCUGAAUUUCCAGAUAAGUUUAAUUCCAUGCAAAUAGUAUGCACAUGUUCAGAGAAGUAGGAAAUACAGAAAUAUGUUUUGUCUGGUUGCAUAUAAUCUUUGCUCUUUUUAAGCUCUGUGAGCUCUGAAAUAUAUUUUGGGUUACUUCCGUGUGUUUGACAAGACAGCUUAAUAUUUCUAUCAAAACAAAUGACUUUCAUAUUGCAACAAUCUUUGUAAGAACUGCUCAAAAAUAAAAUUCCCUUAAAAAGGC
This is a messenger RNA of Alligator mississippiensis (American alligator), 2790 nucleotides long. It is a transcript of the gene RBM39, whose product is annotated as RNA binding motif protein 39. Gene Ontology annotation, biological process: mRNA processing. Gene Ontology annotation, cellular component: nucleus. Gene Ontology annotation, molecular function: RNA binding. Lineage: Eukaryota; Metazoa; Chordata; Crocodylia; Alligatoridae. The transcript has 17 exons. Bases 312 to 1880 code for a protein of 522 amino acids. The record is from RefSeq and is a predicted model, not a curated record.